UGUUUUAAUUAAAUUUGCAGACUGCACAUAGGAAAAUAACUUAAGCCAACUAUCUAUUUGCUCAAUAAUACAUUUUUAUUAUUAAAACGCCCCAUUUGGUGUACAUAAUAUAUAGAGUGACGUUAAAAAACACAUCGUUAAGUUCUUCUAAAUCAAACUUUAUAAGUCCAAUAAUUUUAUCAAUAUUAAUUAAGUUAACACAGUCAAAGUCCAACACUAUAUUAAUAAAAUCCAAAGAGUUUACGGUUACAACAAAAUACGGGGAAAAAACCUUAACCUUAAAUCGUCUUAAAUCAUAACAAACUGCUAGGUUCGAAUCGCCGCAAUCGAUAGAAUUGACAAGAAGUGCCGUAUACCUAGUCGGACGCUUGUGAGAAACUUCCGCAAAGCAUCAAGCUAUAGACCACAUCGACGUGGGAAAUUUCUUAAAAUUAUCAGACCCACCGCUUAAGUCAAUGUAUACUUUGGACAAGAGACGGAUAUCAGACAACUGUCAGAAAUAUAUUGGAUUGUUAUGAAUCAAAUGGUGAAUUUUUAAAUUUGAAUAGUUUAAAAGCCGAUUGGCUCAAGUUUCCCGCGUUGAUUCGUUGGGCAUCAUCGAUAAGUCGACGGGGCAUCGACCGUGGCGUGCUCGACAGGGAGUGGUAGCUGUCGCCAUCAUCGGCCAAUCGGUAUUUCAUACGGAUUGUAGUGCGUCUCGGCCAUUGGUCUCCGAUUUGUCUGAAUUUCUCGACCAAUCAUUGGGAAAGUGCAUGGUAAAUUAUCCAAUUCGUAAAAAAAUAUGGAGCAGCUUACUACUGCCGACGGACAGGUAGUCAUGGGAGUGUCUCCACAAGUUCAAGUUAUGCAAAUGAAUACCGGGCAAGUUAUUCAAGGAGCUAAUGGUCAGCAAAUCGUGGUACAUACAGUUCCCACUGGAGGACAGCUCCAGUUAGCUUCUCCCACUAAUUCACAGGGGCUACAACAGAUACAGGUAGUUCCUGUAAGUAGUUUGCAGCAAGGCCAAGUCCUGGUACAACCAACACAGCAGAUAGUGCAAACAAUUGACGGACAAACUUUCUUGUAUCAGCCAGGAGGAUUAAUAGAUGGAAGCAAUUUACAGCAGGCGCCAACUGUUUUAAAUAUCAAUGGUAACCUGGUUCAGAUUGGAGGAGCUCAGCAGGCUACCACACAAAAUGUUGCCCAAGCGACUUCACCCAAUACAUCCACCAUAGUACAACAAGCUCCUAACGGACUAGCUAUGGCUAACGGAAAUUUAGUCAUGGUGAGAAGUCAACCCGACAUGGUACCUACUACCAGCGGAACUCAAUUCCAAAGAGUACAAAUACCAGGACAGGAGUUUCUCGAAGAAGAACCUUUGUAUGUAAACGCCAAACAGUAUAAAAGAAUUCUGAAAAGAAGACAGGCGAGGGCCAAAUUGGAAGCUGAAGGAAAAAUUCCCAAAGAAAGACCAAAAUACCUUCAUGAAUCACGACAUCGACAUGCCAUGAAUAGAAUCAGAGGGGAAGGAGGUAGAUUUCACUCGGGUUCAGUGAAGAAAAGACGUGAAGAAAUGGAGCGCGCAAGACAACAGUCUCAAGUAAAUCAACAGCACGCACAAGUUCAAAUCACUCAACAAAUUCAAGUUCAGCAGCAGCAACAAGAAUUACAGCAAAUUAAUGUUUCAUAUGCAAACAUUCAGAUGAACACCCCUUUAAUUAUUGAGAGUUUACCGCCGGAUCUGAUAAAAUCUGAUCCGUUGAACAUAGAAACGAAGAAAGAAAUUACAUUCUAAUGUUCCUUGACAAAACAAAAUGACAGUGCAAUGUGCUGACUGAACUAAUUAAUUCCUUCAGUGCUAUCACGUGGAUAUGAACUUCAUACAGGAAAUUCCAGGAUGAUGUCCUUUUGCAGAUUGUGGUGAGUUUUUGGUUUUACGAAACGUUUAAUUAUCUGUGGACGGAAUAAAAUUUCGACUAACUGCAAAUGCAAACUAUACACCUGAACCAAUAAAUUGCUCAGAUAAUAAAAAACCAUAUUCAGAAAAUUGCACUCGGUAUUUAUAUGUAAAGGGUCUGCUGCUUCUAUUUUUUGAAUUAUCAGGAAAAUGACGUUCUGUUCGGAUUUACCAAGGUUUAAUUUAGUUGUAUGAAUGGGUAAAAAAUAUUGAGGAACUGUGUUGGUUUCGCAAUCCGGCCUGAAUGCUCUAACAAUUGUCACAAUUUUAACAAUACAAAACAUUUCUAACAUUCUAAACCCAAUUCUACAUUCGACAAGUUUCGCAGCUAGCUUGCGCCUCAACUAAAACGGUUCAAUUUGUUGGAAGUUGCAUUCUUUUAUUGUCAGAUGGAUUUUUGCUAGUAUAUUAUCGAGGUUGAGCAUCGUAUUGUGAUAGAUAUUUUGUAUUAUUAAACAUAGUUAUUUAGUUGAUCUGUGUAUAAAGAUUUUGUUCUAUAGUAAGCACUCUGUAUAUUUCACUAAUUUCGAUCUAAGAUUUUGUAAAUUGUGUAAGUAGUGGUAAUUAUAAGUUGUGUAUUUAAAAAUGACUGAAGCAAAUGAAAUACAUAUUCCAUU
Dendroctonus ponderosae (mountain pine beetle) is the source of this 2553-nucleotide messenger RNA. RefSeq names its product nuclear transcription factor Y subunit alpha (gene Nf-YA). Gene Ontology annotation, molecular function: RNA polymerase II cis-regulatory region sequence-specific DNA binding; DNA-binding transcription factor activity, RNA polymerase II-specific. Gene Ontology annotation, biological process: regulation of transcription by RNA polymerase II. Lineage: Eukaryota; Metazoa; Arthropoda; Insecta; Coleoptera; Curculionidae. The record is from RefSeq and is a predicted model, not a curated record. Gene Ontology annotation, cellular component: CCAAT-binding factor complex. The coding region runs from base 782 to 1774 and encodes 330 amino acids. The transcript has 8 exons.